AUGUCUACUAAUUUUGAAAAGCAUUUCCAAGAACUAGUUGACGGUUCCACUAUGGAAGAAUUAAGAGAUAUCUUAAUCAACAAAUCUGGAAACACCGAAUUAGCUAACAGAUUCAGAGCUUUGUUUAACUUAAAGACAUUAGCCGAAGACUUUCAAGCUAAACCAGACGUUGCUAAAUUAGCUGUUUAUUACAUCGCCGAAUGUUUCAAUGAUGAAAGUGAACUAUUAAAGCAUGAAGUUGCUUACGUCUUAGGUCAAACCAAGAACAUGGAAAGUUGUCAAAUUUUAAGAGAAGUCACUCUUGACCAAAACCAACAGUGUAUGGUCAGACAUGAAGCUGCUGAAGCUUUAGGUGCUUUGGGUGACAUUAACUCUUUAGAGUUAUUAGAAAAGGCUGCUGUUGAAGAUCCAGCUUUAGAAGUUAGACAAACUUGCGAAUUAGCUGCCUCUAGAAUCAAAUGGCAACACGGUACUGAAAAGGAUGCUGAGCACUUACAACAAUCAUUGUACUCUUCCAUCGACCCAGCUCCACCAUUAGCUUUACAACAGGAUUACAAGAUUGAAGAAUUAAAAAGCAUCUUAAAUGACCAAGAGAAGCCAAUGUUUGAAAGAUACAGAGCUAUGUUCAGACUAAGAGAUGUUGGUACCGAUGAAGCUUGUUUUGCUUUAGCUUCUGGUUUCAACGAUCCAUCUGCUUUAUUUAAACAUGAAAUUGCUUAUGUUUUCGGUCAACUAGGUAACCCAUGCAUUGUUCCAAACUUAGUCGAAGUUUUAGGUAGAAAAGAAGAAGCUCCAAUGGUCAGGCAUGAAGCUGCUGAAGCUUUAGGUGCCAUUGCUACUGAUGAUGUCUUACCAAUCUUAAAAGGCUACUUAAACGAUGAAGUUGAUGUUGUCAGAGAAUCUGCUAUUGUAGCUCUAGAUAUGUACGAAUACGAAAACAGUGCCCAAUUAGAAUAUGCUCCAUCUUAA
Messenger RNA from Tetrapisispora phaffii CBS 4417, 969 nucleotides. It is a transcript of the gene LIA1, whose product is annotated as deoxyhypusine monooxygenase. The coding region runs from base 1 to 969 and encodes 322 amino acids. Lineage: Eukaryota; Fungi; Ascomycota; Saccharomycetes; Saccharomycetales; Saccharomycetaceae. Gene Ontology annotation, biological process: peptidyl-hypusine biosynthetic process. Gene Ontology annotation, molecular function: deoxyhypusine monooxygenase activity. The transcript has a single exon. The record is from RefSeq and is a predicted model, not a curated record.